UUUCUACCCAAUGUCUACUUUACAAAGUGGACGUUUAGUGAUUUUAUUCCGCCAGGGAUUUUAAAUUCGUUCAAAGUGAGCCAAUACUGAACGACAUUGAACGUGGAGCCAUCUACCUAAAUCAUUUUUGCUGCAUGUUUCCUGGAUAUAAUCAGCGAUUACCGUAUAGAGGUACAUAUCAGCAACCUCAAGUUUAUACCCCAAGGGCGAUCCAGCCGGUGAUGAACAAAACAAACAUUGAGGAAAAGGAGAAUGAUUUUCAACGUCGGAAGAGUAGGUGGGAGCCAGUGGAACAAUAUGUUCCAAUUAAUAAAAAGGAUGCAUAUAUUCCUACUCCAAAGGAACUACUCCUGAGUAAAAAUGUGAAUGUGUUUCCUCCAAAGGUGUCUCCUCCAAAGGUGUCUCCUCCAAAGGUGUCUCCUCCAAAGGUGUCUCCUCCAAAGGUGUCUCCUCCAAAGGUGUCUCCUCCAAAGGUGUCUCCUCCAAAGGUGUCUCCUCCAAAGGUGUCUCCUCCAAAGGUGUCUCCUCCAAAGUUGUCUCCUCCAAAGGUGUCUCCUCCAAAGGUGUCUCCUCCAAAGGUGUCUCCUCCAAAGGUGUCUCCUCCAAAGGUGUCUCCUCCAAAGGUGUCUCCUCCAAAGGUGUCUCCUCCAAAGGUGUCUCCUCCAAAGGUGUCUCCUCCAAAGGUGUCUCCUCCAAAGGUGUCUCCUCCAAAGGUGUCUCCUCCAAAGGUGUCUCCUCCAAAGGUGUCUCCUCCAAAGGUGUCUCCUCCAAAGGUGUCUCCUCCAAAGGUGUCUCCUCCAAAGGUGUCUCCUCCAAAGGUGUCUUCUCCAAAGGUGUCUUCUCCAAAGGUGUCUUCUCCAAAGGUGUCUUCUCCAAAGGUGUCUUCUCCAAAGGUGUCUUCUCCAAAGGUGUCUUCUCCAAAGGUGUCUUCUCCAAAGGUGUCUUCUCCAAAGGUGUCUUCUCCAAAGGUGUCUCCUCCAAAGGUGUCACAAUCCAGUUCGUCAUCAGAAUCCAGUUCCUCAUCAGAAUCCAGUUCGUCAUCAGAAUCCAGUUCAUCAUCUGAAUCCAGUUCUUCAACGUCUUCGAAAAAUAGAAAUAACAAUAACAAAAACUUAACAUUGAUUCCAACUCCUUUAAAUGUUGGAACAACGACAAAAGUGUCAGUCUUAAAGCCUUCAACGUCGAAAUUAUUGACUUCAAAGCCGACUCCUUCAACGUCAAAAAGUAUAAUGUUGGAUGUAAACGAUCCAUGUUUACGUACACCAACAAGGCCGAAAAAAAUUCAGACGAGAAGUAAACGGCAAAAGCCAUUUGAUAAAACCGAUGUAAAGGUUAAAAAAAGUAAAAAAUAA
Molecule: messenger RNA, 1352 nt
Organism: Leptopilina boulardi
Lineage: Eukaryota; Metazoa; Arthropoda; Insecta; Hymenoptera; Figitidae
Exons: 4
Coding region: 135-1352 (405 amino acids)
Source: RefSeq, a predicted model, not a curated record